GAUCUCUUGUUCAUCAGCGGUGGUUGAAGCCGAGACCGCGCCUUCCUUCAUCCAUCCAAAGCUACAAAAUCACGCAUGGAGACCCAAAAGAAAGGAACUUGCAAUGGGGUGUUCCUUGGAUGUCCUGGCAAUGGAAAGGGAACCUACAGUGAGCCGCCUGUUGAAGCUAGGAACUUGCCUCCUUGAGCCCCUUCUUAUCCCAACAAGUUCGUUUCUUUUGCUCGAAUUUAAUUGUUCUGCUUUUCGAUUUGAUGAAAUUACAGAAGUAUGAUAUCAUAUGUGAAUCUUUUGUCUGAACAAACAUCCUGAGAAUGGGCAGAUUCUUACAUUUUUUUAGCAGCUUAAGUAAAACAUCAAUUCUAAU
Messenger RNA from Rubroshorea leprosula, 364 nucleotides. The record is from the annotation of a GenBank genome assembly. NCBI's taxonomy places the organism in Eukaryota, Viridiplantae, Streptophyta, Magnoliopsida, Malvales, Dipterocarpaceae.